AUGUAUCUAGCUAUUCUUGCACUUCCUAUGUUUGGAUCAGCUGUUGCUGGUCUACGAGGACGAUCUAUCGGUGUGACUGGUGCUCACAUUAUUACAACAGGAUGUCUAAUGGCAUCAGCAGCUCUUGCUAUCGUAGCAUUUUACGAAGUAGGUCUAUCAGGAUCACCUGUAUCUAUUGUACUAGGUACAUGGAUUGACUCUGAAUUCAUGCUGGUACAAUGGGGAUUCCUAUUUGACAGUCUGACAGUGUCUAUGCUUCUUCCAGUGCUAGUUGUAUCAUCACUAGUACACCUGUACUCUAUUUCUUACAUGGCAGAAGACCCUCACAACCAACGAUUCUUCUCAUACCUAUCUAUGUUCACAUUCUUCAUGCUUGUGCUAGUAACAGGAGAUAACUACCUUAUUCUAUUCAUUGGAUGGGAAGGAAUUGGUAUUUCAUCAUACCUACUAAUUAACUUCUGGUAUACACGAAUGCAAGCUAACAAGGCUGGUAUGAAGGCUCUAACAGUUAACCGGGUUGGUGACAUGUUCCUAUCAGUAGGAUUCUUCGCAAUCUUCUGGGUAUUCGGUAACGUUGAUUACGCUUCUGUAUUUACAGUAGCUCCAUAUAUCAACGAAACAGCUAUUACAAUUAUUGGACUACUUCUACUGAUCGGUGCUAUGGCAAAGUCAGCUAACAUUCCUCUUCAUACAUGGCUUCCGGAUAGCUUCCUAAAUAUUAUUUCACGAUUUAACGUCGUAUCUUCUCGAGCCUUUAGUACUUCAAACUUCUUUAACAAGAAACCAGGUAAGAAUCGUCUGCCUGAUACACCUCUAUAUGAGUAUCUAUUUUCAUUUCUAGUAGGACUUAUUGUAGCUGGUUGUCUAAUGAUUCGCCGUCACGGUAAUAUGCAUACUGCACGUCUAACUAUCAAGUUUACCGUUACUAAGGGUACUGACAGUUCAUGGCUAGAUUAUCUCUAUACUCUUCUUUCACCAUACUGUUACAAGGGCUGGUCUACAACUGAAGAAGUAGACAAGCGCGGGGAUACUCCGGUAUCCUCAAUUCGAGCUACACUCACUUCAGCUACUCUUGGUGUUUUCUUUCCUUUUUAUACUCUUUUUUGGCUAUCAAAUCGUGGUGUAUUCUCUCGAACACUCACAAUUGAAAACCUACAGUAUUUUAAUCUUAUUUCACUGUCUGCAUGGAUUAUGGCAUCGGGGUUUUGGCUAGAUAAGCUACCUUAUAGUGCUUUUGAUGGUCUAGCUCUUCCUCUACCACAUACCUUCGGCAGUGAGGAAAGUCAUCUACUGAAGAAGCGACUACUAGAGCUAGGGGUAAAUACACUAUACCAAAGUGCUCAAGAUCGGACACGAGGACGGCGAAUUCUUCUAGUGCCUCGGCAUCGUGUACCAGAGCUAGAUGCUAGACAUCUACUUAUUCCUACUAAGGCUCAUCUUACAAAGGUACCUAGUUAA
Kwoniella shivajii is the source of this 1458-nucleotide messenger RNA. RefSeq names its product NADH-ubiquinone oxidoreductase chain 5. The record is from RefSeq and is a predicted model, not a curated record. The transcript has a single exon. Gene Ontology annotation, biological process: electron transport coupled proton transport; ATP synthesis coupled electron transport. Lineage: Eukaryota; Fungi; Basidiomycota; Tremellomycetes; Tremellales; Cryptococcaceae. Gene Ontology annotation, molecular function: NADH dehydrogenase (ubiquinone) activity; endonuclease activity. The coding region runs from base 1 to 1458 and encodes 485 amino acids.